GGUGUUUCGUCUCGGUGAAAUUUAUCGUAUUUCUUGAUUGUUUUGUAUAAUAUGUGGUUCUUAUUUAUAGAAACUGAUUCUUAGUGAAAGCAGUUAAAUUGGAUUAUUUAGCAACAACUAAAAUGCAAAGAUGAUUCCACUAAAAGAUAAUCAAGAUGUGGCAUCUUUUCUUGUCACCAAACAUUCAUGGAAGGGGAAGUAUAAAAGGGUGUUCUCAAUCGGGACUCAUGGUAUCACAACAUACAACCCUGAUCGUUUGGAGGUAACCAACAAGUGGUUGUACUCAGAUGUAAUCACUAUAUCAUCAGCUAAACACUCAAACUCAGCAGCCAACCAUGACUUCACCCUUGUGAUGAAAAAAGAUAAGAAAGUUGAUUCUAUGAAGUUUUCCUCGGAACACAAGUGUCUGAUUCUUACAGAGGCAUUCAAAUAUAGGCAUUUGUUUGCUGAAAAGCCUAAGGAUGUUUAUAGAUACCAAGCCUACAAGCACCAUUGGAGUGGCACUCGUCUUCCAGUAGUUUUAGAAGUGGGGCCAUGCUCUCUAGAACAAUUAGACCCAGCUACACACACGUUACUAGCCAAUUACCCAUAUAACGAUAUCCAAGGCUUACUCCCAGUGCGAGAUGUGCCAGGUGGCUUCGUGAUAGCUCUGGGUGGAUAUAGUCGGCUACACAUGUUCUCUAAUGCAAUGGACCACCAAGGGAUCAUUAAUAAAAUGCUGGAAAUGGCUAAUCUAACACUCAAUAUAACAAUUAAAGUUCUAACGGCUACAAUUACGUUGGACGAUUAUCACAAUCAACGAUUUGGGAAGUAUAGUGGAGAUCAGCAUCAGACUUCAUUAAGUGAAUUUUUAGUACACAAAGUUAACCCCGCACGGCAUAUGGAGCCAAUGAAACGAACACUGUGCCUUUCUGACACUUGUAUUUUGGAGAGAGACCCACAGACAUAUUCUGUUGUGUGUCUUCGUCCACUCAGUGAUGUGUUUGCAAUGGUUCGUGAUCCAGAUCAUCCACAAAAGUUUUCCAUUGAAUAUCUUAACGGACAAGUGAGAACUUAUCAUGCUGGAGAGAGGGAUGCGUUACUAGCCUCGCUACUAGACGGUGUGCGUUCAGCCGGCCAGCGCGAUGUGCACGUGCGAAUGUCUCGUACACCUCGUGGGUACAGACUGGGACCCUUACACCAGCCUGUUGAUGAAGAGACGGAGUCUAAUCAUUUGCGGUUAUUCCAAAACCCAGUGGGCAUGUCGCGUGUGGAGGUGAUAGAACGAUUCAAUGCGAACAUUGGAUACAGUGGACUCAUUUAUUCCGUCAGUCAGGACCGUCUAUUCGCAGAGAACAAGGAAAAGCUGAUAACGGGCGCGUUGAGUGCGCUCGUGAGCAGCGCUCCGUCGGGCUCGAACCUGACGCCGCGCGAGCUGGAGGCGCAGUUCCACGCGCUGCGCCGCCUGUGCGCGAGCAAAGUGGGCUUCGCUGCGUUCACCGCGCUGCCGGGGUUCCGCGAAUGGAUAGGUUCAGCAGUGGUAUCAGCGCUGCGACGCGAGUCAGCGGCGUGCUCCCACGCGGCGCUGGAAGCUGUUUGUGCUCUUCUACAGCCGAUGCAUGCUGAACCGGAUCUCAGACAGGAACAGCUGAAUAAGGCCAGCAUGCUUGCGUCCCAGGCCUUCCUGGACGGAUUGCUGACUAUGUGGGCGCAGCAUAUUAUGGCGGGUAGCGGAGCACUUGUCGUAGGUGCCAUGUUAGAUUUCUUAACGUUCUCGUUGUGCGUGCCGUACAGUGAAACUACAGAUGGCAAACAGUUCGACCAACUGUUAGAGAUGGUGGCGACACGAGGACGUGUUAUAUUCCGACUUUUUGAGCACCCGUCCCACGCGAUAGUGAAAGGCGCCGGGCUGGUCACCCGCGCGCUAGUCGAGGAGGGCAGCGGUGGGGUCGGCAGCAGGAUCCAGGGACUGGCGCUAGCUGAAGCAGCUCUGCCCCGGCACCUGCUGACGGCGCUGUAUGAGCCGGCGCGGUCGGGGCUGGCGCGGCUGCACCACCGGCACCUCGCGCGGCACCUGGUGGCGCUGUGGCUGGUGGACCACGCGCCCGCUGCCGACCUGCUCAAGCGGAUCAUGCCGUCCGGUCUCCUCGCGUUCCUAGAGUCAGCAGAGGUUCCGCCCGCGGCCGCGUUAGAAGAGGAAGCGAUACAGGAACGAGACAACUUGCAACUUGCGCAAGCUGUCACCCGCCCGCGACCUAAACAUUGGGAGGCUGUGAAAUACGUUGAGAAACAUUUAGAGCACUACGCGUCACUAGCGCUCCAGCACUGGGCGCAACGUGCUCGUGGCACGGACGCCCGCAAGGAGGCCCAGGCGCGGCCGGUAGUACUGCGCAGGCGCAGAGAGAGGCUCAAGUCGACGGCCAACUGGCCGCUCUUCUACUACCAGUUCCAUCGCGAUCAUGCGCUGCCCAAUCUUAUAUGGAAUCAUACGACCAGAGAAGAACUCCGAAACGCAAUAGAAAAAGAGCUCCGUGACUUCACAGCGGAUAGAGAAGUAGCUGGCAAUACGCUCACAUCGUGGAACCACGCGGAAUUAGAGGUCCAUUACCAGUGCUUACAGAACGAGGUCAAGAUUGGCGAUUAUUAUUUACGGAUACUGCUAGAGCAAAAGGAUAACGACGAUAGUCCUAUAAGGAAAUCAUAUGAAUUCUUCAACGAUCUCUACCACCGAUUCCUUUCCACUCCAAAAGUAGAAAUGAAAUGCAUGUGCCUGCAAGCGAUGACGAUUGUGUACGGGCGGUAUUAUGAGGAUAUCGGACCAUUUGCGGAUACUAAAUAUAUUGUGCAAAUGUUAGAUAGAACAUGUGAUAGAAUGGAGAGAGAUAGACUGGUGCAGUUCCUAGCGAAGCUCAUAUUACACAAGAAGAAUGUUAGCGAAAUUUUAGAAUGGAAUGGUAUUAGGAUUCUAGUGGACCUAAUGACGUUAGCGCACUUACACACGUCACGUGCUAUGGUACCAGCUCAAUCCAAUGUGAUAGAAGGCCCAGUGGCUAACACGGAUGGAGAUCGCGAGUGGUACUACAAUGUGGAACAGGGGGACAAAGUUGUUAGGAAGGGACCAGUUAGUUUUAAACAGUUAAAAGAGUUAUACAAGACGGGGGAGAUCAACAACAAGACGAAGUGUUGGGCCAACAGCAUGGAGGGUUGGCGGGCGGUGGCCGGCAUCCCGCAGCUGCGCUGGAGCGUGGCCGCGCGGGGCCCGCCCGCGCUCACCGAGACCGAGCUGGCCGCUACUGUGCUCGACCUGCUCAUCACUUGCGCCAGAUACUAUCCCAGCAGAGAUGAAGAGGAAGCUGUGAUACGACCACUGCCAAAAGUAAAAAGGUUACUGUCAGAACCGGCUUGUUUAGCGCAUGUCGUGCAACUUUUGCUCACAUUUGACCCGAUUUUAGUUGAAAAAGUUGCAACACUCCUUUACGAAGUAAUGCAAGACAACCCAGAAAUUUCGAAAUUGUAUCUCACCGGUGUAUUUUACUUUAUGCUUCUAUAUACUGGUUCCAAUUUACUUCCAAUCGCGAGGUUCCUAAGACUGACUCACAUGAAACAAGCCUUUAGAUCAGAUCAGUCCAGUUCGGACAUAAUGCAGCGAUCGAUCUUGGGCCAAUUAUUGCCUGAAGCAAUGGUGUGCUAUUUGGAGAAUCACGGCGCGGAGAAGUUUGCGCAAAUCUUCUUGGGCGAGUGGGACACGCCUGAGGCUAUUUGGAAUUCAGAAAUGAGGCGGAUGCUAAUAAUGAAAGUGUCAGCGCACAUCGGCGAGUUCACGCCCCGGCUGCGCGCGCACAUCGCGGCGCGCUACCCGUACCUGGCCAUCCCGGCCGUGCGCUACCCGCAGCUGAGCCGCGAGCUGUUCUGCAACAUGUUCUACCUGCGCCAUCUGUGCGACGCGCAGAGAUUCCCCGACUGGCCCAUACCGGACCCGGUCGGGCUCCUCAAAGACGUGCUCGAAGCGUGGCGUCGCGAAGUGGACAAGAAGCCGGCGUCCAUGACUGCAGAGCAGGCCUACAUGGCGCUGGGGCUGAGCGGCGGGCCGCAGGAUGAAGCGGCUGUGCGCAAGGCGUACUACCGGCUUGCGCACCAGUACCAUCCCGAUAAGAAUCCUGAGGGACGGGAUAAAUUCGAGGCAGUGAAUCAAGCGUACGAGUUUCUGUGCAGUCGAAACGUAUGGACGGGUGAUGGUCCCAACACUAAUAAUAUUUUGCUCAUUCUCCGAACACAAACUAUCCUCUUCCAAAGAUACUCCGAAGUACUGGCUCCAUACAAGUACGCGGGCUACAAAGCACUACUCCGCACGGUGCGGCUGGAGGCGGAGGGCGAGCAGCUGUUCGCGGAGCGGGACGCUUCGCUCGCGCUGCUGCCCGCUGCUGCGGAGUUGGCGCACGCCACGCUAGCGUGCUCCGCGUUGAAUGCUGAGGAGCUGUGCAGGGAGGGGGGAUUGCAGGUGCUAAGCGAGGCGCUGUCCCGCUGCGUGUCGGUGCUGGGCGGCGCGGAGGCGCGCAGCACGGCGGCGCGGGUGUGCGCGCACUGCGCCCGCAGCUUCGCGGUGGCGGCCGCCUUCCCCGCCUGCCGAGCGGCCGCCGCCGCGCUGCCGCAGCUCGCGCCCGACCUCGUGCCGCUGCUCAAACGACCCCAACUGGGUGACACAGCAUGCGCGGGCGCAGAAGCGGUAGCGGCACUGAGCGCAGAAGCACAGUGUCGCGCGGCGCUAGCAAGUGCGGGCGCAUUGCACGCACUUUUACCCCCCGCGUUACAAUACGACUACACGCUCACCGAGAGCGGUAUGGAUACGGAGCAGGCGAGCAGCAAGCAGGAGAUCGCCAAUCGUCUAUCAGUACAAUGCGUGCGUGCUCUAGCGGCGCUAUACGGACCGCACGAGCAGCCUUCGCCGAUGGACGAAAAUAUAAGGAAUGCACUGCAUUUGUUACUGACACCGUACUUGUGUGCUAAACUGGCUGAUCCUGAUACGCAUGAGUUGCUCAAAAUCCUGACAUCCAACUGGAAGACACCGUACCUAAUCUGGGACAACAGUACCCGCGCGGAAUUACGCGAAAUGUUACGUGACUAUCGCGCGUUUGAGGACGAACCGCUUGUGCGUCCGUUCGUGUACACGGCGCAUGAGGGACUGUUGCUAGUGGGAGGGGUGUACCUGCAUAUAUAUAAUGAACAACCGGAGUUUAGUAUUGAGAAUCCUCAACAAUUCGUUUUAGAUUUGUUGAAGUUUGUAGAAGAAGAAAUUCAAUACGAUUUAACAGAUGAAAGAGCUGAACAUAUCACACUUGCUUUGAACUCUCUCGCCAACUGUAUAAUUAAAAAUCCAGGCGUAGAGAUUCAAUGCAACGGUCAGUUCGGUCUGAUCUUCGGGUUGCUAUCCGCACGUUCCCACCCGAGCGUGUCAAGUGCGGCACUACGUUGCGUGUCUGCGGCAGCUGGGUGUCGUGAAUGUGUGGAAGAUGUGGCUGCUCAUGGGCUGCUCGGGCACUUGUUGCCGCUGCUGCAGCAGAGUGAUGCUCUGGCUGCGCUGGCUGCUCUGCUCGCGAGCACUGCGCUGGUUCGCGAGGCGCUGGCUAAGGGGGCUGUUAUUUACCUACUGGACUUAUUCUGCAACAAUAAAAUGCCGGACAUGAGAGAGAGUGCCGUGGAUCUGCUGGCUCGCAUGAUGGCAGAUAAGCUACAUGGUCCAAAAGUGCGGCUGUGCAUAUCGCGCUACGUGCCGGGCGUGUUCGCGGAGGCGAUGCGCGAGGCGGGCGGGCUCAGCGCCGUGCACAUGUUCGACAGCGCGCACGAGCACCCCGAGCUCGUGUGGGGCGACGACGCGCGGCGCACCGUGCAGGCGCUUGUCGCGCGGCUCAGGGAACAACACUACGCGAAGCAAAUCCGCGACCCGUCCGCCACAUUCGAGGACCGCGAAGCGAGCGAGCGAAGCGAAGCGCGCUGGGCGCCGCCCGGCGAGGUGGUGGUGGGCGACGUGUACCUCAAGCUGUACCUGCAGAACCCGCACUGGGCGCUGCGCUCGCCCAAGCGGUUCCUGCAGGAGCUGCUCAGUGAAACGGUCGCUGCGUUGGCUAAGGACACGUCAGAGGGCAGCCGCGGCGACGUGUGCGCGCGCGCACUGGCGGCGCUAGUUCGCGCGCAGCCCGCGCUGGCGGAGGCCGUGGCGCAGCUGGGCGAGCUGCCGCGCCUCACGCGCCUGCUGCCCGUGUGCCCGCGCCACGCCGUGCCCGUGCUCGCCGCGCUCGCGCACACGCAGGCGGUUGUGGUAGCGUUAUCGCAAACAGAAGUAAUGUCGGGGCUCAAGACUGCCGUGAAGACUUGCCGAGAGGUGAUCGGAGGUGCGUGUGAGGCGCUCUCAACGAUAUUCAACAGUUCUGUGAAUACGGACAAAUUGGUGCUGCAGGCGCUCGAAACGGAUCUGGUGGGCGAGCUCAUAUCGAUACUGGAGGGCGGCGUGGAGGGCGAGACGGCCGCGCGGCUGGUGAGCGCGCUGAAGGGCAUGGCGCGCGCGGGGCCGCACGGCGAGCGCGUGCGGGCGGCGCUGGGCCGCUCGCCCGUGUGGCCGCACUACGCGGCGCAGCGGCACGACCUCUUCAUAUCGGACGGGCACGCGCCGGCGCUGGCGGCGGCCCCGCACGCAGCGGGCUACCUCACAGCAGCGCCGAUGUCGCUGCCCGCGCAGCCGCCGCCCAUCGACUGACGCUCGCACAUCGCCCUGCUUGCACACCCGCUUUAAUACAACCUUCCCCCUCACACACACACACACACACACACACAUAUUGUAGAGUUACAAGGAUAAUAAUGUAUACACCCCCCCCAAAUACAAACACACACAUAUUGUAGAGUUACAAGGAUAAUAAUGUAUACAUCCCCCCCAAAUACACACACCCACAUAUUGUAGAGUUACAAGGAUAAUAAUGUAUACAUCCCCCCCAAAUACACACACACACACAUAUUGUAGAGUUACAAGGAUAAUAAUGUAUACAUCCCCCCCAAAUACACACACACACACAUAUUGUAGAGUUACAAGGAUAAUAAUGUAUACAUCCCCCCCAAAUACACACACACAAACACACAUU
Molecule: messenger RNA, 7106 nt
Organism: Colias croceus (clouded yellow)
Lineage: Eukaryota; Metazoa; Arthropoda; Insecta; Lepidoptera; Pieridae
Gene: Rme-8
Product: dnaJ homolog subfamily C member 13
Exons: 38
Coding region: 131-6727 (2198 amino acids)
Biological process (GO): endosome organization; regulation of early endosome to late endosome transport; receptor-mediated endocytosis
Cellular component (GO): endosome membrane
Source: RefSeq, a predicted model, not a curated record